Sphaerodactylus townsendi is the source of this 1006-nucleotide messenger RNA. RefSeq names its product C-C motif chemokine 4-like. Lineage: Eukaryota; Metazoa; Chordata; Lepidosauria; Squamata; Sphaerodactylidae. Gene Ontology annotation, cellular component: extracellular region. The record is from RefSeq and is a predicted model, not a curated record. Gene Ontology annotation, molecular function: chemokine activity; CCR chemokine receptor binding. The coding region runs from base 363 to 659 and encodes 98 amino acids. Gene Ontology annotation, biological process: cellular response to tumor necrosis factor; cellular response to interleukin-1; lymphocyte chemotaxis. The transcript is spliced from 4 exons.
CUUCUGACGAACUCAAAGAAGAAAAGCAAAAAAGGAAAAUCACCUAACAGUACCCGCGCAAUGGAAAAUGAAACAAAUGCCAAAAAAAAGAAAAGAAUAAAUCUUUCCUGUGAAGAUGUUGAGGUCUCCUCUGUGGAAGUGUGACUCAGAGACUUCCUCUGUGAUGGCAGGUGAUGAAUUCUAUUUUCUGCAUCGCUUCAGGGUGACAUCAGCUGGAAAUUCCACUGUUUGUCUUGCUCAAUCCCUUCUAGCUGCAAUUCGAUAUAAAGGAUGCCCGGAGCUGCUGCCAGACACCACAACAGCCUCCAAGAGAUCCUGGUUCCAGUCCAUCGCCUGCUUCUCCACUCCACCCAGCAGAAACAAUGAAGGUCUACGCAAGUGCCUGCACACUGGCCCUCCUGCUCCUCCUCGCCCUGUGCUCCCAGACCUUCGGCUCUCCAGUGGCAGGCGAUCCGCCAACUUCUUGCUGCUUCAGCUACGUAGCAAGGAAAAUUCCACGCAACUUGCUGAAAGACUACUACGAGACCAGCAGCAAGUGUUCUCAACCGGGUGUGGUGUUUACUACAAAAAAAGGCAAAUAUAUCUGUGCCAACCCCAAGGAACAAUGGGUCCAAGACCACAUGAACUACCUCGACACAAAACCAGCGGUGUCAGAAUAAAGUCACUUUCAGCGGGGCCCAAAAGCACCGUGUGUCCACAAGAUUUCACGUUAAGACAAAAAUUUCACGUUGAGACAAAAAGACGUUAAGGCAAAAAUAUUCCCUUCACUCUGCGAUGCCGUUUUCUUGGUCGGAGAGGGAGACUGUAGUUGCAUAUUGACCAACUCAGGGAUUUGUGAUAAUUAUUUAAGUUGUUUUACCCAAACUGAGACUGUUAUUCUUAUUAAUUAUUUUAUUUAAGUGAACAAACUUUUAAAAUAUUUUUGUAUGUAUUUAUGUGUGCGUUUGUGUGUUGUAUAACAUGGAAUGAACUGAAAACAACAUUUCCCCUAAUAAAUAUAUGUAUA